Molecule: messenger RNA, 3118 nt
Organism: Hypoxylon fragiforme
Lineage: Eukaryota; Fungi; Ascomycota; Sordariomycetes; Xylariales; Hypoxylaceae
Exons: 3
Coding region: 318-2981 (887 amino acids)
Biological process (GO): mRNA processing; primary miRNA processing
Cellular component (GO): nuclear body
Source: RefSeq, a predicted model, not a curated record
UCUAGACCCCUUUACCUUUUAAUCUUCUUGUUGCUCUCCCCAAACAUUUUUAUCAAGAUGGUUUCUCUAACGGCAAUCGCCUCGUCAAACAUAGGCAACAGAUAUUCUCCCAAGCAAUCGCCAUUACGUGCUUUCGUCCCAGCCUCGUAUCAGAUCAUUUAUUUACCACCUUAAACCCUCCUUAUACGUCUCCGCCCUUCCAUAUUCCAACACACCGACGAGGAAAUCAUCAGAACAGAAAGGAGAUAGACCGAGAAUACAUCAGCCACACUGACUGCCAAGAUCAAUGCGCGUUCUUGACCUAAUCCCAACAUAGGAUGGACUCUUACUCAUACCGCGAUGCUUCCGGGCGUUCUCCCACCGAACGCGGUUGGGGCGGCCGCGAAGACCGCGUCAAAGAUGAGUCGCGAGACAACUUUUAUCGUGGUCGCUCUCCCGGUGCGUUUUUACUUGAUUCUUUCAAUUGCCACGACCGUAGUCGCCGCAACCGAUCCCGGUCACCUCCGCCCGUCGAUCGGUACGAGCCUAGAGGACGGGGUAGGGAUGAUUACGCUGGCACUCGUGACCGAGAGGAUCGACGACGCAUUACUUCACCUCCUGCGAAUAUUGAUCGUUAUGUUCCGGGCCAAGGGGGUAACCAGCCACCUCAGCCUACUGUGAAUCCAUUGACGGAUCCUGUCAAACUGCCGUUCCAGGUUGGAUUUUCCUAUUUUGGUGAGUGGUGGCGAGCCAAUGAGAAGAUCAAGGAGGAGAAGGAUCGUACGCGUCCGGGCCGGAGGCGCGAACCUGACCGUCCCCGUGGCCGCGAUACCCAAGAAGAUCGUGACAAGGAGAAGGCAAGGAUUCAAGCCGCUUAUGAUUCGUACAAAGAAGAGCUUCAGGCAAAAAUGGCCAGAACUUUUGUCGCUGAGCACAAGAAGGAGCAGUGGUUCCGUGAGCGAUACGUCCCCGAUGUUCGAGAUCCCUUGCGUAAGCAGAUCAAUGAAUUUCGUCGUGGAGCGUACAGCCAGUGGGAGCAAGAUUUGGAAUCCGGCACCUUCGACGACUUUUCUCUAGAGGGAAUUCCGAAGAGUGAAAGCAACGGUGCUGGUGGCAUUGUUGAGAAGGAAGAAGGUGAAGCAACGGCUGCAAAUGAAGUUCUCGGUGUUGGCGAUUUAGUUCCUGCGAAUGGUAGUGACCUCCGUGAUGAGAAUUUGUAUCAGCCCACUCUUCUGAUUAAGACCAUUGCCCCUCACGUCAGUCGCCAAAAUCUAGAGUCUUUCUGCAAGGAGCAUUUAGGCGAAGAGGAAGGCGGUUUCAAGUGGCUAUCCCUCAGCGAUCCGAACCCUAGCAAGAGAUAUCAUCGUAUGGGAUGGGUCAUGUUACACCCGUCGUCUGAGACAGCAGUGCCUGUCGAACGUACAGACCCGAAAGACGAGGAAGGGGACGUAAAGGUUGAUCCGCUCGAGCCUGUCUCUACGGCUGACAAGGCUCUCGAGGCCGUCAACGGUAAGACGGUCAAGGAUGAAGUUCGAGGUGACUUUGUAUGCCAUGUUGGUGUCCACAACCCUCCCAGCAACCCUCGCAAGAAAGCCUUGUGGGACCUCUUCUCUGCCCCUGAGAGAAUUGACAAAGACCUGAGCCUAGCCCAGCGUCUCGUCAACAAGUUCGAAGAGGACUUCGGCUCAGAUUUCAAUGCCACCCUAAAAAUCGAAGAAAGGGUAGACUCUCUCCGCAGUACGGGAACUCUCCAACCAGCCAUUCCCGCGCCAACAACCAAGAAAACUAAGAAGGAGCGCAAUCUCGAUUUUGACGAUGCUAUGGAUGAAGGCGAGGAAGGCGAGAUGGGCGAGUCCGACGAAGAGGGCGCAGUUGAUGAUGAAGUUGACGACGAGGACCUUCUCGUGAAGAAGAAACAGCUCGAUCUCAUGAUUGAGUAUCUUCGUCGGGUCUUCAACUUCUGCUUCUUCUGCGUCUUCGAAAGCGACUCCAUUCACGAGUUGACCAGAAAAUGUCCUGGCGGCCAUCUUCGUCGGCCUCGAAGCACGCUCUCCUCAGCUGCCAAGAAUGUCGCCCGCGCCAGCGCCAGCGGCGAUCCAUUCCCUUCGAAGAAGCCUAAGGAUACAAAGGAUGAAGAAGAAGGAGAAGCGAGUGAGCAGGAUCGUAAAUUCCGCAGUGCCUCUUCUAGAUCCGAGCAGCAAUUAGAGCGAGCCUACAAGUGGGUGAAAACGUUUGAGGAUAAGAUUAUGCAGAUUCUCGAACCGGAAACCGUAGACAUACGAAAACUUGGUGGCAAACCAACCGAAGAUGCUCUCAAUGAUGAGCUUUCCAAGUUUGUUAAGCAGGAGGACGAGCACAAGUGGAGGUGUAAGGUUCCGGACUGUGCCAAGCUUUUCAAGGAGGACCACUUCUGGAAGAAGCACGUCGAGAAACGACAUACUGACUGGUUAGACGGGAUGAAGCAAGAGUUCGAUCUUAUCAACGCGUAUGUAUUAGAUCCGGCACAUAUCGCACCGUCCAGGACCGAUGCCAACAGCAAUGGCCAUUUCCCGCCCGCCAAUGGUCAAACCCAGCAAGGGACUCCACGUGGAUUCAACCUACAGAACUUCGCCAUGAAUAAUGUGGUACCCCCCUUUCCCAGCUUUCCUGGCCUCCCAAGUGUGCCCCCACUAUUUGCGGGCAACCACGGCGGUGUGCAGGCCGCCGGAUGGAAUGCUGGAGGUGAAGAGCGCGGCAGUGGACCUAUUCGUCGUGGUGGUGCCAAUUCUGGUAGAUACCAAAAUCGCUCCGGACCCUACGAUCGACGCCAACAACAGGGACGUUGGGGUCAGGAUGGUCAGGGCGCAGGCCGUGGCGGCAGAGGUGGUGCUGGCCGCUGGGGCGACGGUGCUGCAGGUGGAGCGGCGGUCGGCCCUAGAGAAGCUGUUCAAGGUCGUAGUCUUAAAAGCUACGAAGAUUUGGACCACGUCGCUAGUGGUGGUGGUUCCGAGCUUAACUACUAACCCAGCACGUCUAUGAAUAUUGAAAGAAUCGACCAAUACACGAAGAUUUCAAGUACAUAUCAUACGCAAGUCGUUUGCUCGUUAUUUCAAUUUUCCGUUGACGAAUAUCGAGGCGAAAUACAAUGGGAAAAGGCGGC